Molecule: messenger RNA, 660 nt
Organism: Acanthosepion pharaonis
Lineage: Eukaryota; Metazoa; Mollusca; Cephalopoda; Sepiida; Sepiidae
Source: the annotation of a GenBank genome assembly
AUGCAAAGAGGAAUAUUUUCUCUUAUCAUCUAUCGAAACAAAAUGCACGAACACACGUGUAUGCAAAUGUAUUAUUGCUAUGCUAAGUCAACUAUCUAUCUAUCUAUCUAUCUAUCUAUCUAUCUAUCUAUCUAUCUAUCUAUCUAUCUAUCUAAUGUUAUUUCUUUCAUUUUUCUCUCUCUGUCUAUCAAAUCAUGUUUUUAUCUAUCCAUCUAUUAUCUAUCUAAUCUUAUCUCUCUUGUUUUAUCUCUCUCUUUCUCUAAUCCACUUUCUUUCAAAUCCCGCUUCUAUCUAUCCAUGUAUUAUCUAUCUCAUCUUCUUCUUCUUCUUCUUCUUCUUCUUCUUCUUCUUCUUCUUCUUCUUCUAUCUAAUCUUGUUCUUAUCUCCCUAUAUCUAAUCUCUAAUACACCCCAACACCCACCAUAUAUAUAUGCCCACAAUCUAUAUAUAUCGAUUCAUUUGAGUUUUGUGAUACAUUUUAGUUCUCUCUUUUUUCUUUUCUUUAUUUCCUUCUAUUUUUCUAUUUCUUUCUUUCUUUCUUUCUUUCUUUCUUUCUUUCUAAUCCAGUUUUUAUCUAUUUAUUACCUAUCGAAUGUUCUUAUCACUCUCGCUCUUUCUACUCGUUCCCGUCUCAUUUUCUUUAUUAUGUAUUAUUUAUAG